Onthophagus taurus is the source of this 469-nucleotide messenger RNA. The record is from RefSeq and is a predicted model, not a curated record. NCBI's taxonomy places the organism in Eukaryota, Metazoa, Arthropoda, Insecta, Coleoptera, Scarabaeidae.
AUUAAUUGAUGUAAGGAUUAAAAGUAACAAACUCGCAUAUCCGCAUCUAGUUCGAAAUUGAAAACUGCGCAACUAAAGUUAAAACCAAUGUUCCCAGUUUUUAUAAAAAUUGCAAUCAUUGCAGUGGUUGCAGCUGCUGCAACGACGGGAAUAAUUGUUGGAAUAAUAGUGUCUGUAGUGCCAACGGUUGAUAAAACAUGUUUAGAGUUAGAGCCGGCAUCAAAUUUAAAUGUGGAACACAAAGAGAACCACAUAAUUAUAAAAUGGUCACCCUCAUCAUCGUCUAGUUGCAACAUACAGUACCUUCUUAGCGUGGCGAUGGACGGAGAUGAAAAUCCCGCGGAAUACAACACCACGGAAACGUUUUUCACUAUAUCGAAAAUGCCGAAAUUAUGCACAACUAUGGAGGUUAAUGUCACGGUUGUAGGAGAAGAAAUGAAAAGUGAUAGCGUUUCAUUGCUAUAUUUUG